GAGGCCGGACGGGCGAGGAGCGGCCCCGGAGCACGGCGGAGACAAUGCGGGAGGCGGGGGGCCGCCGCCGGAGCCCCCCCUCCUAGGGACCCCCCGCCUCGGGACCCCCGGCCAGGUUCAUGUGUGGGGACCAGCCUUAUAUGGACUCCUCGCUCCAGCAAUGGCUCGGGAUUUUCCAGCGGCAGGCGCGGGUUCGGCGCGGCUGAACGAGAUCCAGAAGUGAUCUUUUUUUUUUUUUUUUCCCUUUUUUUUUUUUUUUUUUUUUUUUUGGCGUCUCUCCCAACCGUCUUUUUUUUUUUUUUUUUCCUAAAUUUCUUUCCCUGGAGUUACAAACUAUUCCCGAAACCAGCUGCUGCUCCCGCUCCCGGAAUUUUCCCCCGUGGCAGAACAACCAGCACCACCGCAGAGAGACCCCGGCGCUGCGGCCGCUUCUUCUCCCUCACACCCCCCCACCGCCUGCACCGCCGCUAAUUUUUCUAUCGACCCGCGUUAUUAUUGUCAUUAUUCUAUUUUUUCCGCCCUUCCCCACGCGUGCCGAGCCCCCCCCGUCCCUCCCCGUGUCCCUGCGCAGUGUGGCUGUCGCCGCUCGGCGUGUGCGUGCCCAGCCGUGACCCGGCGGCUCGGCCGAGCCGCGGCUCCAACUUUCCCAGGCGGAAUUUGGCCGGAACAUGUCUCUGACCAACACAAAGACGGGCUUCUCGGUGAAGGACAUUUUGGACCUCCCCGACACCAACGAUGAGGACGGCUCGGCGGAGGGCGGCGAGGAGGAGAGCGAGGCGCCCGAGCCGCCGCGGAAAGCGGGAGUUUUGGGACAAACCCCCUUGGACACUGUUCCGACGCUGCCUUUGAAGAGCCCUUUCUAUGAUAACAGCGAUAAUCCCUACACGCGCUGGCUGGCGAGCGCCGAGGGCAUCCAGUACUCCCUGCACGGGCUGGCGGCCGGCGGCGGCGGCCAGGACCCCUCGGCCAAAUCGCCGGAGCCGUCGGCAGACGAGUCGCCCGACAACGAGAAGGAAGCGGCGGGCGGCGGGGACGCGGGCAAGAAGAGGAAGAGGAGGGUGCUGUUCUCCAAGGCGCAGACCUACGAGCUGGAGCGGAGGUUCCGGCAGCAGCGGUACCUGUCGGCGCCGGAGCGGGAGCACCUGGCCAGCCUGAUCCGCCUGACCCCCACGCAGGUGAAGAUCUGGUUCCAGAACCACCGCUACAAGAUGAAGCGGGCGCGGGCCGAGAAAGGUAUGGAAGUGACUCCUCUCCCCUCGCCGCGGCGGGUGGCCGUGCCGGUGCUAGUGAGGGACGGCAAGCCCUGCCACACGCUCAAGGCUCAGGACUUGGCAGCCGCCACGUUCCAGGCGGGCAUCCCGUUCUCGGCGUACAGCGCGCAGUCCCUGCAGCAGCACAUGCAGUACAACGCGCAGUACAGCGCGGCCGGCAGCCCCCAGUACCCCACGGCGCACCACUUGGUGCAGGCGCAGCAAUGGACCUGGUGAGGCCCCCGAGCCGAGGGAGAGCGGGCGCAGAGCGAGAGAGAGAGACGGAGACAGACUGAUGCUCCAAAAAUUAAAAAAAAAAACAAACAAACGUCGAAACUGCGGGGGAAGGAAUGGCGAGGGAAACGCUAUUAUUAUUAUUAUUAUUGCUAUUAUUAUUAUUAUUGCUAUUAUUAUUAUUAUUAUUAUGGGUUUUUUUCC
Catharus ustulatus (Swainson's thrush) is the source of this 1688-nucleotide messenger RNA. It is a transcript of the gene NKX2-2, whose product is annotated as NK2 homeobox 2. Gene Ontology annotation, biological process: regulation of transcription by RNA polymerase II; cell differentiation. Gene Ontology annotation, cellular component: nucleus. The transcript has 3 exons. The record is from RefSeq and is a predicted model, not a curated record. NCBI's taxonomy places the organism in Eukaryota, Metazoa, Chordata, Aves, Passeriformes, Turdidae. Gene Ontology annotation, molecular function: DNA-binding transcription factor activity, RNA polymerase II-specific; RNA polymerase II cis-regulatory region sequence-specific DNA binding. The coding region runs from base 669 to 1487 and encodes 272 amino acids.